Molecule: messenger RNA, 7322 nt
Organism: Stylophora pistillata
Lineage: Eukaryota; Metazoa; Cnidaria; Anthozoa; Scleractinia; Pocilloporidae
Product: ATP-dependent chromatin remodeler CHD4
Biological process (GO): chromatin remodeling
Cellular component (GO): chromatin; nucleus
Molecular function (GO): histone binding; ATP hydrolysis activity; DNA binding
Source: RefSeq, a predicted model, not a curated record
UUUCGGGAAACGACUAAUUCCUGUGUUUUCGCACUUGGACAUAAUAUCCUAUUUCUUUGUGUUAAUAUACUAAAUUCUCUUCCCAAAUGUGACGACUUAAAAUGUCCUCGGUAAACAGCAGAAAGAAAGAGUUACAAUCAUCAGCAGAAGGCUCCAACGAUGGGGAUGUUGAGAAACCACAAGCAAAGAAGAGAAGAACUGAAGACCCUGGAUCAGCAAAAGGGACUCAAAAUGCAAAGAAGCGUAAGAGAGAGGAUGAAAACGAGGAUGAUGUGAAAGUCUCAGAUGAAGAGCAGUCAGUGAUAAAGACAAGUGCAGCACCAGAAAAAGAGCCUCUGUCUGGAGACACAAAUGCUGAUGAUCACAAUAACAAGGAUAAUGAACCAUCCAAAGCAGAAACAGUAGCAAACCAGUUUUCUCUUAACAAUGUUGAAGUGAAUCUGUCCGAAGAGGAUGAACAAGGAAUGACUUAUUUGAAGUUCAACAAACUGAUACGACCCCUGAUUGUAGAAGCUAAUCCUGGCACAGCACAUACCAAGGUGAACUCCCUUCUUGGUGCUAUAUGGAGUGACUACAAAAGGAAGAAAGGAAUGAACCUUAAUUCCUCAAGUACUGCAAGUCCUAAAGGUGGAAGCAAAGCUAAAAAGCAGAAAACUACACGCAAGUCAACAAAACCAGCUAAACGAGCUAAGGAAGUUGUUGAUGUAUCAGAUGAUGACGACUCUGGUCCUAUUUCUGCUGCGGAGGAGGAAGAUGAUGAAGAUGAUGUUGAUGUAGUCCUCAAUGAAAGGAGUGAUCCUUCAAAAUCUAGAACCAAGAUUAAAAUGCUGUUCAAAACAAAAUCAAAGGGUAGUAAAGGAGACAAGAAAACAAAAGUCCUGGAUGACGACAGUGAUCGUGGCAGUGAAGCCAGCUCUGGUAGUAGAUCAAAAAAGAGUAAUAGUAAAAAUAAUGGCAAAAGUAAGUCAAACAGGAAAAAGCUUGAUGAUGGAGGUGAUGAGGACAGUGAUGCAAGCCAGGCUAGUGGAAAGAACAGCAAGAAAAAAGCAAAGAGUACACCAAAGAUGAAAAGGGAAAAGGUGAUAAUUAGCAAGAAAAGAAAAGAGAGAAAGAAAAGUGCAGGAAAUGAUGAUGACAAUGUUAUGAGUGUGGAUGAGCAUCAAGAUUACUGUGAAGAAUGUGAAGAGGGUGGAGACUUGCUGUUGUGUGACACCUGUACACUGUCAUUUCACUUGCGUUGUCUUGAUCCACCCCUAGAUGAACCACCACAGGGACGCUGGAGUUGUCCUGUUUGUGAAGAUGAAAAUACAAGUGAUUCCAGUGAAGACAUGCACAGCGAUUAUUGCAGAGUGUGUAAAGAUGGUGGACAGUUGCUUUGUUGUGACAGCUGCCCAUCAGCAUAUCACUUGCAUUGUCUGAUUCCACCAAUGAAGAAAAUUCCUGGUGGAGACUGGAGGUGUCCCAGGUGCAAGAGUGAGCCACUUAAAGGCAAAGUUGAACGAAUUCUCCACUGGCGUUACGUCAACCUACCAAUUGAAGAUACAUUGCUCACUUCAGAUAAUCCCCAAGAGUUGACUGAACCUGAGACCUAUGAAACUAGGGAAUUCUUUGUUAAAUGGAGCGAGAUGUCUUACUGGCAUUGCUCAUGGAUCACAGAACUUCAGUUGGAGAUCUACCACCCCAGUAUGUACCGUGCCUAUUUUCGCAAGAAUGACAUGGAAGAACCUCCACCUGUUGAUGAUGGUGAUGAGGACAAGGAAACCCCAGCACAUGUGAUACAAAACAGUAAAGCAGAAGAUGAAAGCAACCUUGAAGCAAGGUUUUAUCGAUAUGGAGUGCGACCAGACUGGCUACAAAUUCAUCGCAUCCUUCGACACAGAGCUAACAAGCAAUCCAAAGAAACGUACUUUGUAAAAUGGCGAGAUGUUCCAUACAACUUGAGCACAUGGGAAGACCCAGAUGAUCCUAUUAACUCACAAAUCAGUGAUUUCAAGGACCACAUUACCAAGUACAAGGAACUCAGAGAUAUUUAUGACAAAAAGUUUGGCACUGGCAAGAAGAAGCCCCAAAAGCAAAAGAAAGUAAAGAAACCAGCUCCAGUUGGUGAUGAUGAGGAACCUAAUUCAGAUUCAGAUUCCUCCAAAGUUGAUAAUGCUGAUAAACCUGACAAUGAUCCCCGUGACAAGUACGAAAAACAGCCAGAAUUCAUUGCAGCAAAUGCUGGCAAACUGCAUGACUACCAACUGGAGGGAUUGAACUGGUUACGGUUUUCCUGGGCACAGGGCACUAACACUAUCCUGGCAGAUGAGAUGGGUCUUGGUAAAACUAUUCAGACUAUUGCAUUCUUGUACACGAUCUGGAAAGAGGGUCACUCGCCAGGUCCAUUUUUGAUCAGUGCUCCCUUGUCUACCAUUAUCAACUGGGAAAGAGAGUUUGAAUUUUGGGCUCCUGAUAUGUAUUGUGUAACCUAUGCUGGUGAUAAAGUCUGCAGAGCAACAAUCAGGAAUCAUGAUUUUUCAUUUGAUGAAGAUGCUGUUAAGACAGGACUGAAACCACAUAAAUUAAAGAAAGAUCAUCCAGUGAAGUUUCAAGUGGUAUUGACGUCUUAUGAACUGGUUUCCAUUGAUAUGACUACACUGCAGUCCAUUGACUGGGCUGUGUUAGUGGUGGAUGAGGCUCACCGACUGAAGAAUAAGCAGUCUAAGUUUUUCAAGAUUCUGAGUGAGUACUCUAUUGAUUACAAGCUGCUUCUAACAGGCACACCUCUGCAGAACAACUUAGAAGAACUAUGGAACCUUCUUAACUUCUUGGAUCCAAAGGAAUUCAGGAACCAGAACACUUUCCUGACAGAGUUUGAAGAUGUAGCUAAAGAAGACCAGAUCAAGAAGCUCCAUGAUAUUCUAGGCCCUCACAUGUUGAGACGUCUGAAGGCAGAUGUCUUGAAGGGAAUUCCCUCCAAGAGUGAGCUCAUCGUCAGGGUAGAACUGAGCCCUGUGCAAAAGAAAUACUACAAGUAUAUUUUAACAAGAAACUUUGAAGCUCUCAAUACUAAAGGCUCUCACCAGGUGUCUCUGUUGAAUGUGAUGAUGGAGCUAAAGAAAUGCUGCAACCAUCCAUAUAUGUUUUCUUCUGCUGCAUUGGAAGCCCCUCGUGGAGCUAGUGGUAACUUUGAUGCUGCAGCACUGACACGUGCCUCUGGCAAACUGGUGCUGUUGGAAAAGAUGUUGAAGAAAUUACAACAAGAAGGACACAGGGUUCUUAUCUUUUCACAGAUGACAAGAAUGCUUGAUCUCUUGGAAGAUUUCCUCGAGGGACAUGGCUAUAAAUAUGAGAGAAUUGAUGGAACGGUGAACGGAUCAGCAAGACAGGAGUGUAUUGACAGGUUUAACGCUCCUGGUGCUCAGACAUUCUGUUUCCUGCUCUCUACUCGGGCUGGAGGCCUUGGUAUCAAUCUGGCAACAGCUGACACUGUGUUCAUUUAUGACUCCGACUGGAAUCCUCAUAAUGAUAUUCAGGCAUUCAGCAGAGCUCAUAGAAUUGGUCAGAACAAUAAGGUUAUGAUUUAUCGUUUUGUCACGAGAGCCAGUGUCGAGGAACGUAUUACUCAGGUUGCCAAGAAGAAAAUGAUGUUGACGCAUCUGGUAGUGAGACCUGGCUUAGGAUCAAACAAAGCUGCAGUGAUGUCCAAGACCGAACUUAACGACAUUCUUAAGUUUGGUACACAAGAGCUCUUUAAAGAUGAUAAUGCUAAGGAUGGAGACUCAGGUGACGCAGGACGUAUAGACUAUGAAGAGAAAGCCGUUCUUUCACUGCUGGAUCGAACCAGCAGUCAUGGAUCGGAGGCACCGCCUGAUGAAGACAAAGACAUGGCUAAUGAAUACCUUGCUUCAUUUAAGGUGGCAAGUUAUGUCGUGAAGCAAAAGGACGAAGAUGUCGAAGUUCUUAAGCAAGAUGCAGAGGCUGCCGACCCUGAUUACUGGGAAAAACUCCUGCGCCACCACUAUGAACAGUUCCAAGAAGAUGAGGCAAGGCAUCUUGGGAAGGGAAAGAGGAUAAGAAAACAGGUCAGUUAUGUCGAUGGAGGCAUGGAAGAUCAAGAGGAGUCAGCUUGGACCAACAAUCUUUCAGACUACGACGAUGGGGAAUACAGCGACGUCGAAGAGGAAGAAUCAGAUGAGGAAUUCAGCCAAAAAUCUGAAGGUCGCCAGCGAAGAGCCGCCCGCGGUGCCUCAGACAAAGAUGUCACUCCACCUCUCUUGGCCAAGGUUCAAGGAAACCUAGAGGUGUAUGGCUUCAAUUUACGUCAGCGAAAGGCAUUCCUGAAUGCUAUCAUGAGAUAUGGUUUGCCUUCUCCCAAAGGUUCUCCAAGGUCCCAGUGGUUUGCGAGGGAUCUCCGCGGAAAAUCGGAUAAAGCUUUUCAGGCGUACGUUUCAAUGUUUCUGCGCCACUUGUGUGAGCCGGGCACAGACAACAGAGAGACGUUUAACGAUGGAGUACCCCGUGAAGGACUACAAAGGACACAAGUGCUGACCAGAAUUGGUAUCAUGAGCUUGAUAAGGAAGAAGGUGGAAGAGUUUGCUCAUAUUAACGGUUGGGAAGCCUACCCGGAGGAAGAAAACACAACUGAUAAGUCGUCAAGUAAGACUUCAUCGAGGGUCUCUACACCAGUAGGGGAAGUCGACAGCAAGAAGACUGAACCGGAAGUGGUUAAAACAGAGACGAAAGAGGCGAAGACAGAAAAGAAAGAAGACGAGGCCGAAGAAAGCAAGCCUGCAGCCAUGGAGGUUGAUAAAGAUGAGCCAGUUAAAACAACUGAUGACGAAAAGAAAGAUGGCGUGAGACAAGAAAGUGGCGAUACAUCCAGCCCCACCGAAGGCGGAGAUAGCGACAGCAAGAAUGAAGGAGAUAAACAAAACAAAGUGGAUGAGGGUGAAUCUUACACCAAGGAGGAAUCGAAGAUGGAGGUGGACGCACCCAGCCCGAAAGUGGCUGCUGGGAAAGAUCAGGUAAAGGAAGAUACGUCAGCCGAAACAGAGCCUAUGGAGAUUCAAAAACAACAAGACGAAAUGUCUUUGGAAGAAAAGGACAAGAGCGGGGAUACUGACGACAAAGACGAUAACAUUGUUGACUCCGAUAAAAGUAUGGGAGAAAACAAUUCUAACUGUGCACAAAAUGACGAGAAAAAUGUUGAUUCUGAUCUUAAGAAAGGUGAUAAUACGGAACAAGUCGAUAAGACUGAAACAGAAUCGGAAGAGUCCAAAGCUGAUGGUGAGAAGGAUUCAUCCAACAAAAUGGGCGAUUGCAAACUGUCAGAAUCAACCCAAGAUACGGAAACGUCAGCCGAAGAAAAGGAGUCUGAUGACGGGACAAAGAAUCCACCAGAGACAGCUAAAGAGGGCGAGAAGAAAUUAGAAAAAACUGAAACGGAUGAUGAUGGCGAUAAACCUUCAGGUGAAGCAGACUUGGUCAAAGACGACGUGAAAACUAACGGUGUUGUUGAAUCAGACCACAAAACAACAGAAGAUGCCUCAGAAAAGUCAGAUGGUGCCGUGAAAACAGAACAAACUGCUGUGAAACCAGAAGCAGCAGCAGCGACACAGAAGCAGGAUAAGUCCACUGAAAAAUCUGCUGCGUCUGGCAAGGCCGGAGGCGCGCUUGGUGAUCAGCGUCGCUUCAUGUUCAAUAUUGCAGAUGGAGGAUUUACUGAGCUGCAUACUCUGUGGGAGGUGGAGGAGAAGAGGAAGUGUGAUGACAUCUGGUGGAGAUGCCAUGAUUACUGGCUACUGGCUGGCGUUGUUACACAUGGAUAUGGUCGAUGGCAGGACAUUGCAAAUGAUCGCAAGUUUUCAGUGAUAAACGAGCCUUUUAAGAACGUCACUUUGGAAUACAAGAACCGGUUUAUUGCCCGCCGCUUUAAGUUGUUAGAACAGGCUCUAGUGAUCGAAGAACAGUUACGGAGAGCAGAAUCCAUGAAGCUCAGACAAGAUGCUAACCAUCCAGCCAUGGCUCUCAAUGCACGGUUUGCGGAGUUGGAAUGUCUGGCAGAGAGUCAUCAACAUUUAUCCAAAGAAUCUUUAGCAGGAAACAAGCCGGCUAAUGCUGUACUACACAAAGUGCUUAACCAACUAGAAGAAUUGCUCUCCGAUAUGAAGUCGGAUGUCAAUCGGCUACCGUCGGCUCUAGUCCGAAUGCCACCCGUCACAGCUCGACUAAACAUGUCCGAGAGAGGAAUCCUCAGCCGCCUUACGAAACGUGAAGGGCCACCACCCAAUGUCACGGUAUCUGGAAAUUUAAUGCAGCCUGCCCCCAUCCCCACCUCAGCAGCCUCAAUUCCUAUCCAACCCAAGGUGCAGCCGCUGGUACUCGCUGGAGGAACUGUCAUACCUCCUGCUCCAGGUGUUAAGGGAAGACCUCCUUUCCGGUACGGUGUACCACCAUUGUUUUAUCCAUCCGCCAUGUCAGGUAGCAGUGCCACCCUAACAGUUCGUCCUCCUCCCCCCACCACCCUGCUGCUUCCUGUCCCCACAACAACGGUGAAGUCCGGAUUGGUGCAGUCCGGAUUGGUGCCGUCAGUGCCAAAACCCAGUUCUCCCUUGAUAAGUCAUCGCGUGAACUCUCCUACACCAACGCAGUAUGUAACUGCACUAAUCACCAAACCGGCGGGUAGUGCAGCGGUGUCAACAGUGCCUCAGCCAAUAUCAGGUGCUGUGAGUUCAACUCCUCCUCUGACUCCCGUGAUCAACAGUGUUUACAGUCUGAGCACAGGGAAGACAGCAACGGAAGCGCAACGCAGCUCUACUCCUCCCACCUCUACCAUCGGGGCUGGUAUCGGAAAAAUGCUUAGUAAGAAAGCAACUACACUCGUAGAAAACCAAAUUACUUCUAUUAUACGUAGAGAGGCCUCUGCUAUGGGUCUGAUAUCUUCGUCCAAUCCCAGCUCCCCCACGGCAACGGAAACACGCGCUUCUCCCGGACCGAAGCAAACUGCUUCCCAGGCUGCAGAGGAAUCCGACCAGGAGCAAACAACGAAGGCUGGAGACAAAAGCGACAAAGAUCCUGACGUGAUUUGUUUGGAUUGAUAUAGAAAACAUCGCCUCAGUCGCUACUAUAAUAGUUCUUAUCGAUAACGUCAAGAGACAGUUACUGGCUUGCGUUUCCUCAUAUGAUUUAUUACUAUUUUUAAUGUUGUUUUGACUUUAACUUUGUACUUGAAUUUCCAAUCUCAUGCGGCUUGUAGAAAUGAAAUGGAAAGCUGGCUAUAAUCCAAUAAGGGGUCACAUAAAUGAUGCUGCUGGAAAUAAAUUCUGCUUUUGAUCCCCUUA